This is a messenger RNA of Lotus japonicus, 1854 nucleotides long. RefSeq lists its product as uncharacterized. Bases 139 to 1452 code for a protein of 437 amino acids. The record is from RefSeq and is a predicted model, not a curated record. NCBI's taxonomy places the organism in Eukaryota, Viridiplantae, Streptophyta, Magnoliopsida, Fabales, Fabaceae. The transcript has 7 exons.
AAGAUUCUGUUUCCUUGAUUCCUUUUUCUGCGAUUUUACUUGUUUUUUCUUUUUUUUCUUUAAUCAGUAAAAUUGUUAAUUUCCUUCAAAUUCUGGUUUAUGAGUUAGAGAUUAUUGUUUUUGAAUUCUGUGAGAUAUAUGAUUUUUAUGGUGAAGGUUACAAGAUUUGUGAAAAUGGGUUCUGCUGCAUUUUCAGAGCAGAAGGCUCUGGAGCCUGGGAGACACUACAUUGGUGAUUCUUGUGGUGGCAUGGAAAGUGUGCCAACAAUCAUGGGGAAUAAUGAGGAUGCAGAAGUUGAGAUUACUGGGUGGACUAAUUCUGGGAAAGGUUUGGUUGUGCAAGAAGAAUGUGAGGGUGUUACUGAGUGUUCUAGCUCUUUUGGUGAUACAGGAUCUGGGUCUGAGAGUGCUACUACCUUCAGUGAUGAUGAAGUUCAAUCACAAAUGUGUUGUGAUGACGACGACGCGUCCUCUUCUAUGUGUGGUGAUGAUUGGCGCGAAUUACUUCAAGCAAGAAAGAAAACGGUAACAGUUCAUUGGAGGAGGUUCAUAGACCCUCUUAUGUGGCGUUGUAAGUGGGUUGAAUUGCGACUAAAACAACUUCAGUCUCAAGCACUUAAAUAUGAAAAAGAGCUUGCAGCAUACAAUUAUGCCAAGAAACUUGAUUUUGCACACUUAACAUUAGAUGGCUGUGGUAUCAAAUCAGUACCUAUAUCUGGUCGGAUGCAUAGGAAUAAAGUUAUGAAGAGGAACAACAGGAAAAGAGUCGAAGAGAAGUGUGAUUUAGCAUCAUACAUGUCAAAUCAUAGUUUAUUCUCUUACUAUGAGAAGACAGAUUGUGGUGUUGAUGCUUGUUUGAAAGAUUGUCAUGGAGUUGCUAUUGGUGGUAAAAAUGAUGAUGAUGAGUUCAUGUUGAAUUAUUUGCGGUCUUCCAUAGACUAUGAAAAUGAUAAAUCCUUGGUUGACAUCAUUCAAAAGAUUGAAGCUGUACAGUCUCAAGUUCAAGAAUUGAAAACUCGAUGUGAUAGGGUCAUUAGUGAAAAUCCAGGAAAGUUUUGUUCAGUAAAUCAAUUGACUGUGCAUCGGCCAUCUGAUGGACUUAAUCACUCUGAUCCUCAGACUGCUAUUUUCGCUGGUCAUGAAGGCAUAAUUUCCCGUAUUGAAAGCACUGAUAUGCUUGAGCUUGAUGAUCCAUGGGAAGAUACCAAGGAUGGAGUUCUUAUACAGAAUCAGGUAGCUAUGGAAGAGUUGCUUGAUUUUGAGAAUGUUGAAGAGGACAAGUCAAUUUCUGAGGUUCAAGUUUCAGAACCUGACUCCACUGAUAAUGAUGUGAAUAAUGUUCGUUCUGCUUUAAAAUCAUGUUCUACAUUGAAGUCAACUGUCCCUAGGAACAAAAGGAAAGGAAGGAAGAAAUCUAGCUCAAAGAGAUGGAACCAGAGGUUUUCAGGUUAAUCUGAAUUUGAUGAUAAUGAUUGUUCAACACAGCUUAAGGAUAUGAGGAUUUCUCAUCUUCUUCUGUCGUUUCUGACACAUCAACAUCAUGUCCAAUGUAUAAAUGCUGGCUGUGUGCUCAAUACUCUCUUACAUGAAGGAAUUAAUUCAAUUGUACAUGAUGUUAAUAUGGGAGCAUGCUCUUCUUUAGUUGAAAUUUGUUGGAUGACCUUAGUCACUGAUUACUGAUUCCUUAGGUAGGAAUUAUUUCGUUAUACCUUGUAUGUCCUUUGACAUAUUUUGACUAGUAUGAUUUUGCUCCUUGGAAUAUUAUUAAUUUUGUAUAUCUUAAAAUUUUGAUUUCGUUCCUUUAUGUCAAUUAUCAAGUGAUAUGGAGAAUACCUGUAAAUUUUCUAAAGUAUA